CAGAGAGCUACGUAGUGCGCUUUUUUCCUCUCUUUCUCAGGCGAAAGUCGAGCCGUUUUCGACCAAGGGGACGGGGUAACCUGCGGCUCAGUAACGUCACUGAAGCGCCCACCUGGUUAACGUGACGACAUUAGACCUGCGCCGGAAGGGUGAUACGCGAGGGCAAGCGCGCGGCAGGGGCCGGUCACGAUGGCGAGGCUGGAGGCGCUGCGCGGCGGGUGCCGCCUUCUCUCGCUCCUGCUCCGCCCAGCGGCAGGGCCGAGGGCCGUGGUUGCUCACCGGAGCCUCUCUCCGCUGCUGCCCAACCUGAGCUGGGCUUCCAGGAACAGCUACAGCUACAGCACGCAGGCCAGCCAGAGCGACGAGGAGACGCCACCACUGCACAGGCUGGCCAGCAACCCUGAGCGUGUCCCAGGUUCUGCUUCCAGGCACGAAUUUCAAGCAGAGACCAAGGAGCUGCUGGAUAUUGUGGCCCGUUCCCUCUACUCGGAGAAGGAGGUGUUUAUCCGAGAGUUGAUCUCCAAUGGCAGCGAUGCUUUAGAAAAACUGCGCCACAAGCUGAUGUCUGAAGGGAAGUUCCUGCCAGAACUGGAAAUCCAUAUUGAGACAGAUGCCAAAAAAGGAACCGUCACCAUCCAGGACACAGGCAUCGGGAUGAGCCAAGAGGAGCUUCUCUCUAAUCUUGGAACCAUUGCUAGAUCCGGCUCCAAGGCCUUCUUGGAUGUGCUGCGGAACCGGGUGGAAGCCGGCAGUAACAUCAUUGGCCAGUUUGGAGUGGGCUUCUAUUCGGUCUUCAUGGUGGCAGAUCAGGUGGAUGUGUUCUCACAGUCAGCACAGCCAGGCAGCCCCGGCUACUGUUGGCAUUCGGAUGGUUCAGGGAUAUUUGAGAUUUCAGAAGCCUCUGGAGUUCAAACUGGGACAAAAAUAAUUCUUCAUCUGAAGGAAGACUGCAAGGAGUUUGCCAGUGAAGGGCGAGUCAAAGAGGUCAUCACAAAAUACAGCAACUUCAUCAGCUUUCCCCUCUUUCUCAAUGGGCAACGUGUCAACACCAUGCAGGCUCUCUGGGUGAUGGAUCCCAAGGAUGUUGGAGACUGGCAGCACAAGGAGUUCUACCGCUUCAUUGCUCAGGCCCACGAUGAGCCUCGCUACGUCCUGCACUACAAGACGGAUGCACCCCUCAACAUCCGCAGCAUCUUCUACAUCCCAGAGAUGAAGCCCUCUAUGUUUGACGUCAGCCGGGAGCUGGGCUCCAGUGUCGCCCUCUACAGUCGCAAGGUCUUGAUCCUGACCAAAGCCGCAGACAUCUUGCCAAAGUGGCUCCGCUUCCUGAAAGGGGUCGUAGACAGUGAAGAUCUCCCUCUGAACCUCAGCCGGGAGUUGCUGCAAGAGAGUGCUCUCAUCAGGAAGCUCAGGGAAGUCUUGCAGCAGAGGCUGAUCAAGUUCUUCAUUGACCAGAGCAAGAGGGAUCCUGUGAAAUAUGCCAAGUUCUUCGAGGAUUAUGGGCUGUUCAUGCGUGAGGGGAUCGUCACGAUUUCAGAGCAGGAGGUCAAGGAAGACAUAGCUAAGCUGUUACGAUACGAGUCGUCGGCAUUGCCUGGAGGCCAGCUGACCAGCCUCCCGGAAUACGCCAGCCGCAUGCAAGCUGGCAGCAGAAAUAUCUACUACCUCUGUGCUCCUAAUCGACAUCUAGCUGAGCACUCUCCGUACUACGAAGCCAUGAAGAAAAAGGAUGCUGAGGUGCUGUUCUGCUAUGAGCAGUUUGAUGAACUGACUCUCCUGCACCUCCGGGAGUUUGACAAGAAGAAGCUGAUGUCAGUGGAGACGGACAUUGUUGUGGACCACUAUAAGGAGGAGAAGUUUGAGGAGAGCCGUUCAGUUGAGGAGUGCCUGAGCUCCCAGGAUUCAGAGGACCUCCUGGCCUGGAUGAGGAAUGCUCUUGGACCGCGAGUUGCCACUAUCAAGGUGACCCCACGCCUUGAAAUGCACCCAGCCAUGAUUACUGUGCUGGAGAUGGGUGCCGCCCGCCACUUCCUUCGCAUGCAGCAGCUGGCCAAAACCAGUGAGGAGCGGGCCCAGAUCCUUCAACCCACACUGGAGAUAAAUACAGGGCACACUCUGAUCAAGAAACUCAGCCGGCUCCGAGCCAGCCAGCCGGCCCUGGCCCAAAUGCUGCUUGACCAGAUUUACGACAACGCUAUGAUCGCAGCAGGUCUGAAUGAUGACCCCAGGCCAAUGGUGAACCGGCUGAAUGAGCUCCUUGCCAAAGCUCUGGAGAAGCACUGAGAGCCAAGCCCUGAGCAGCACUCUGGCAGCCCCAUCCAUCUUCAAAGGGGACGGGGGUCUGCCUGUGUAGCUGACCGGCGUCCGUUCCCCACUUCUCAGCCAAACUGGCCUGUGGUCCCAAAUCUGGCUCGUGGCCUGUUGAAAAGGGCAGAUGGGCCAGAGUUGAGCCAUGUGGAACAGUCUUACUUGAUUUCAAAAUCCUGUGUGUGUGGCUGGACCUCUCUGGGUGCUUCUGCUAUGUGACUCACCAGUUGUCAGGGCAGCUGGGCAGGCCUUUCUGGACUCCUCUGUGGACUGCGUGCAUUGGCAGCCCUCCAAUGCUUACAGCCACUCUCUACCUUAAGUAAAGUCCUUUCUUCAGUUGUAA
This is a messenger RNA of Rhineura floridana, 2650 nucleotides long. It is a transcript of the gene TRAP1, whose product is annotated as TNF receptor associated protein 1. The record is from RefSeq and is a predicted model, not a curated record. Gene Ontology annotation, cellular component: mitochondrial inner membrane. Bases 190 to 2283 code for a protein of 697 amino acids. NCBI's taxonomy places the organism in Eukaryota, Metazoa, Chordata, Lepidosauria, Squamata, Rhineuridae. Gene Ontology annotation, biological process: protein folding. Gene Ontology annotation, molecular function: ATP-dependent protein folding chaperone; protein kinase binding; ATP hydrolysis activity. The transcript has 18 exons.